Molecule: messenger RNA, 2390 nt
Organism: Apus apus (common swift)
Lineage: Eukaryota; Metazoa; Chordata; Aves; Apodiformes; Apodidae
Gene: CHRM2
Product: cholinergic receptor muscarinic 2
Exons: 2
Coding region: 212-1612 (466 amino acids)
Biological process (GO): adenylate cyclase-activating adrenergic receptor signaling pathway; regulation of heart contraction
Cellular component (GO): plasma membrane
Molecular function (GO): G protein-coupled acetylcholine receptor activity
Source: RefSeq, a predicted model, not a curated record
CGUGUGUAUUUACGUCGGAGUUUAAAACAUACUAGCUCUGCUGUAGUUCAAGGUAAACUGCCUCAGCUUCUCACUGUCUGGAGCACUAAACCAGUCCAUCGAUGCGAAGCAACAAACCCCCUUCACCACUGAAGACUAAAAGACAGCAAGAAGAGAUUCUUCUAGAAAAAGUGCUUAAGUGACAUUUGGGUAUCUCAUUAGCAGAACAGAAAUGAAUAACUCAACGUACAUAAAUUCUUCCACUGAAAAUGUGAUGGCUUUGGAGAGCCCCUAUAAAACUGUUGAGGUGGUCUUCAUCGUCCUGGUAGCAGGGUCUCUCAGCCUAGUCACCAUAAUUGGGAACAUCCUGGUCAUGGUGUCAAUCAAAGUCAACAGGCACCUACAGACUGUCAACAACUACUUCCUGUUCAGCUUGGCCUGCGCGGACUUGAUCAUUGGCAUCUUCUCAAUGAAUCUAUACACCCUCUACACUGUGAUAGGCUACUGGCCCUUAGGGCCCGUGGUGUGCGACCUCUGGCUGGCUCUUGACUAUGUGGUCAGCAACGCCUCUGUAAUGAACCUCCUCAUUAUCAGCUUUGACAGAUACUUUUGUGUCACCAAGCCUCUAACAUAUCCUGUCAAGAGGACCACUAAGAUGGCAGGCAUGAUGAUCGCAGCUGCGUGGGUGUUGUCCUUCAUCCUGUGGGCCCCUGCAAUUCUCUUCUGGCAGUUCAUUGUGGGAGGAAGGACUGUCCCAGAUGGGGAUUGUUACAUCCAGUUUUUUUCCAAUGCUGCUGUCACUUUUGGCACUGCCAUUGCAGCCUUCUAUCUGCCUGUUAUCAUCAUGACUGUCCUUUACUGGCAAAUCUCUCGAGCCAGUAAGAGUCGGAUAAAGAAAGGGAAAAAGGAAGCUGCCCAAAACCAGGAUGCGGUUUCCCCCAGUCUUUUCCAAGGUAAAAUAGUGAAACCAAACAAUAACAACAUCCCAAGCGGUAGGGAUGGGUUAGAGCACAGCAAAAUUCAGAAUGGAAAAACCACUGAAGAAACUGUGACGGAGAAUUGUGUUCAAGGGGAGGAGAAGGAGAGCUCCAACGAUUCCACCUCUGUCAGUGUGGUUGCUUCCAACAUGAAAGAGGAUGAAGCUGCCAAAGAUGCCAGCCAAGCUUCUGCCUCCCAAGACCAUCUCAAAGCGGAGAACUCCAAGUUGACAUGCAUCAGGAUAGCUACCAAGUCCCAAAAGGGUGACUACUGUGCCCCCACCAACACUACUGUGGAGAUUGUAAGCACCAAUGGGGAGGAGAAGCAGAAUAGUGUAGCCCGGAAAAUUGUCAAGAUGACAAAGCAGCCAGCCAAAAAGAAACCACCUCCUUCUAGAGAGAAAAAAGUGACAAGGACUAUUUUGGCCAUCCUGUUGGCCUUCAUCAUCACCUGGACCCCAUACAACGUGAUGGUGCUCAUCAACAGCUUCUGUGCAUCCUGCAUCCCUGGCACUGUAUGGACAAUAGGUUAUUGGCUCUGUUAUAUCAACAGCACCAUCAACCCUGCUUGUUAUGCACUCUGCAAUGCUACUUUCAAGAAGACCUUUAAGCACCUUCUUAUGUGUAAUUACAAGAAUAUAGGAGCUACAAGGUAAAAAUCAUAAUAAAAAUAAUAAUGGGAAGGGUGAAGAAGUUCCAAAUUUAAUGAAAAAUAAUAAUGCCAUAGCACUUUAUGCUCUUCUAUGGAAUGUGCAAUCCAGGAUGCUAGUGGAAAUUCUGAAAUGGAGCAUCAGCUCCACCCCUCAGAACUACACUUAAAAACAUUUUUUAGUUAUUGAAAAUAAAUCUUGAAGACAUGGGGGUGUUUGAAGAAUUAUUCAAGUAUGUGGACUGGAGGCACAAUUCCUUGCUUUCAGAGAGUAUUCUGCAGAAGGGCUUUAGAGUCUAUGAUUUUUCAUUGUUCAGUGUAAAAUACUUGUGGGGUUUUUUUGCUUUUCUUUUUUUUUUUGCUUUUUUUUUCUCCCUGUGUCUGUUUAGUAUAUCUUCAUCUAGGAAAUAAAAAAAAAAAAAAAAAGGGAAUUUUGACAGCAACUGUGUGAAAGAUACUUAGGAGUUUCCAAGAUCAUUACAUAAUCCAAAUGAAUCAUGGUAGAAGGUUUCUAAAACUCCAAGUUGUCUAGAGUUUUUUUGUCACUGUCAUGUAAGAACAUUAAUGUUAGGAAAAUAAUGAUGAAAGUUAUUCUAUGUUGUUUGUGUCACAUUACCAUUUCUAAAACUGUAUGAGUUCUGAAAGUGUACUUAUGCUCAACAUUUAAUCAUUGCCUAACCUGUGUAUCAUUUAAAGUCUGCCACUUGCCCCCUAGGGGCUUUUUUUCCAUGAUGCCUUCAUCAUGUCAAGGUAAAAAAAUAGAUGGUCUCUUCCGGAUUAUUACA